AAUCCUCUAUCAUGAUCACAUACCAUGUUUAGGCUUUAUGAGGAAAAAAAUAGUGACCAGGAUUGAGAAAUUGCACUUGCUCCCCAGCUCAAGACCAGCGCAGGGAUUAAAGCAAAAGGGGAGGACAGUUUGAGCACCAAUUAAAGGCAGCCGCGGCAAAUUGGCCAUGGCCUGCCAUCUCCUUCCUUGCUAUCUUUAGCCGCUGCUCGCAUUGCUUGUGGACGCAGGGGAGGAGGGUGAUCGCCCGGGGGAGCCAGAACAGAGGAGAGAGGAGGAUAGCGUACCCCCUCCCCUGUGUUCUUGCUCCUCCUCUGUCUCCUCCUUCCUUUGUCAAGCUGUAGGGAGGGAGGAAGCGGAGUGCGUGGCCCGCCGCGCCGCCAGCGUGGGCGGCGGCCAUGGGUUGCGCGGCGUCGAGGCCCGGCACGGUGUCCUCGCCGGCGUACGAGGUGUCGUCGACGUCGUACGGUGUGUCUCGCAGCGUGUCGGCGUCGGCGUCGGCGGAGCUGGGGUCGUCGUCGGCGGUGUCGAUAUGGAGCCGGCCGGUGCGGCUGGAGGCGUUCGACGCCGGCGCCGGUGACGAGGACGACGAGCGGCGGCGGCGGUCCGGGAGGGAGGCUGCUGCUAACGCGGCGACGACGGCGCGGCUGGGGAACAUCCGGCGGUGCGUGGAGGGGGAGCAGGCGGCGGCCGGGUGGCCGUCGUGGCUGAGCGCGGUGGCGGCGGAGGCGGUGCAGGGGUGGGUGCCGCUCCGCGCCGAGGGGUUCGAGAAGCUGGAGAAGGUGGGGCAGGGCACGUACAGCAGCGUGUUCCGGGCGCGGGAGCUCGCCACCGGCCGCCUCGUGGCGCUCAAGAAGGUCCGGUUCGACAGCGUGGAGCCCGAGAGCGUCCGGUUCAUGGCCCGCGAGAUCCUCAUCCUCCGCCGCCUCCGCGGCCACCCCAACGUCGUCGCCCUCGACGGCAUCAUCACCUCCCGCUCCUCCUCCGCCAUCUACCUCGUCUUCGAGUACCUCGACCACGACCUCGCCGGCCUCACCUCCGACCCCGACGUCUCCUUCUCUGAGCCCCAGAUCAAGUGCUACAUGAGGCAGCUGCUGGAGGGGCUGGCGCACUGCCACGGCCGGGGGGUGAUGCACCGGGACAUCAAGUGCGCCAACCUGCUGGUGAGCAGCGGCGGCGAGCUUAAGGUGGCGGACUUCGGCCUGGCCAACCUCUUCACGCCGUCGGCGGCGUCGGCGGCCGCGGCGCCGCUGACGAGCCGCGUGGUCACGCUCUGGUACCGCCCUCCGGAGCUCCUCCUGGGCGCGACGGCGUACGAGCCCUCCGUCGACCUCUGGAGCGCCGGCUGCGUCUUCGCCGAGAUGCACGCGCGCCGCCCCGUCCUGCCGGGCCGCACCGAGGUCGAGCAGAUCCACAAGAUCUUCAAGCUCUGCGGCUCGCCGCCCGACGACUUCUGGCGCCGCUCCGGGCUCGCCCACGCCGCCGUCUUCCGGCCGCAGCAACCUUACCCGAGCCGCCUCAGGGAGGCCUUCGCGGGCUCCAUGCCGGAGCACGCGCUCCGCCUCCUCGCCACGCUCCUCUCGCUCGACCCCGCCGCCCGCGGCACCGCCGCCGCCGCCCUGGACGCCGAGUACUUCGCGACGCCGCCGCACGCGUGCGAGCCGGCGAGCCUGCCCAGGUACGCGCCCAACAAGGAGAUGGACGCGAAGUUCCGGGAGGAUUCUAGAAGACGGAGCAACGCCCGGAGCCACGGCGGCGACGCGGCGAGGCGGCCGUCGAGGGGGCACAAGAGCAUGCAGCUGCUGGACACGAACCAGAGUCACGUCCACGCCGAGGAAUCGCUGCCCGUUGUUGUGGACGGCGGCGGCGGCGCGGCGGCGAGGAACGACGGCGACUCGCGGCUGUUCGUCGACCUGGAGCCCGUGCCGGCGAUCAGCAGCAAGCGGCACGACGGCGGCGGCGGCGACGCGGCGCCGUGCGCCAGAACCGUGUCGAGCAGCUUCAAGGAGGCGCCCCGGGUCGCGCAACGCCUCCCGCUCUCCGGCCCUGUGCAGCUCGCCGCGUCCACCGGCUUCGCCUGGGCCAAGAAGCCCCGGCCGGACGCCACGGCGGCGGCGGCGGCGGCGGCGGUGACCAAGAGGAGCGGCUCCAAGGGGCCAGGAACCAACAGCAAUGCCGGAGGAGACGCCGAAAGAACGACGGCGGCGGCCACCGCCACUACCCCGGCGCCAUACGAGGCGGAGAAGCAGGAGAUGAUCAAGCAGUGGGCACAGGUUGCUGACGCCUUCAGCACCUCCGAAGCUUACAACAACAGGCUCAGGCAGACGCUGGAUGCCAAGCACCUCAAGACUGGAAAGAAGUACAAGGGAAAGGUGGACAGGGUGGACUUCUCAGGGCCGCUGCUGUCGCAGCCGCGGCGCAUUGACGAGCUCCUGCAGAACCACGAGCAGCACAUCCGGCGAGCUGGCCGCCGGUCAUGGUUCAAGAAAGGCAGCAAGGAGCAUCACUGAUGACAACACAUGCACGGCAUGAUCAGAACCAGACGGGCAUCAGAUUUGUGUGUACUUACCACAGAAAGAAAACUGAAGAUGCUGCAAUCAAACGGAAGGGAUGAAAGGAGCUGGACCAUGAGUUCCUCCUGAAGUCCUGAUGAGCAGGUGUUUUUUCAGGCUGGACAGACAGUCAGCCUGAUGCCAUCAGGGUUAGAGCUGCCGUAGUGUGUUCUUCAGGUUUCAUGCAACCAAAUUUGCUCUACCUGAACUAGACAACACCGUUGUUGUUGUUGUACAAGAUCUUUUGUGCUCACUUGUGUUGAUAAUAUGCAUGGGAAGCUCCAAAAUGCGGUUUCCCAUUUAUUGCCAUCCAAUUGCCGCAUCAAUUUCU
Setaria italica (foxtail millet) is the source of this 2880-nucleotide messenger RNA. RefSeq names its product probable serine/threonine-protein kinase At1g54610. Gene Ontology annotation, cellular component: nucleus; cyclin-dependent protein kinase holoenzyme complex. The record is from RefSeq and is a predicted model, not a curated record. The transcript is spliced from 4 exons. Gene Ontology annotation, molecular function: cyclin-dependent protein serine/threonine kinase activity; RNA polymerase II CTD heptapeptide repeat kinase activity; ATP binding. Gene Ontology annotation, biological process: protein phosphorylation; positive regulation of transcription elongation by RNA polymerase II. Lineage: Eukaryota; Viridiplantae; Streptophyta; Magnoliopsida; Poales; Poaceae. Bases 396 to 2507 code for a protein of 703 amino acids.